ACGUCAAAUCAAUGAGAGUGAAAUUCAUUUUGUUGGCUUGUUGUAUUCGCUGUAUUUAGAUUAUUCUGUAAAAAUGCCUGCUGGGACAUCAACCAUGGACCCUUUGAGGGAAAAAGCCUUCCAGGACUACAGGAAGAAGCUUAUGGAGCACAAAGAAGUGGAAUCCAGACUCAAAGAUAUGAGGGAACAACUGAAGGACCUCACAAAACAGUAUGACAAGAGCGAGAAUGACUUGAAGGCUCUACAGAGUGUUGGCCAGAUUGUCGGUGAAGUGCUGAAGCAGUUGACUGAAGAAAAAUUCAUUGUAAAAGCGACUAACGGACCACGCUACGUAGUGGGCUGCCGUCGUCAGUUGGACAAGAACAAGUUGAAGGGAGGCACCAGGGUCGCCCUGGACAUGACCACGUUGACCAUCAUGAGACAUCUGCCCAGAGAGGUUGACCCUCUGGUGUACAACAUGAGUCACGAAGACCCCGGAGAUGUGACAUACUCUGCCAUCGGUGGUCUCCAGGAACAGAUCAGACAACUUAGAGAGGUGAUCGAGCUCCCUCUAAUGAACCCAGAGCUGUUCGUGCGAGUAGGCAUCACCCCUCCUAAAGGAUGCUUGUUGUAUGGCCCGCCUGGUACCGGGAAGACUUUACUAGCCAGAGCGGUCGCCUCGCAACUCGACGCUAACUUCCUGAAGGUGGUAUCGUCAGCUAUAGUGGAUAAAUACAUCGGCGAGUCCGCGCGUCUAAUCCGCGAGAUGUUCAACUACGCGCGCGACCACCAGCCCUGCAUCAUAUUCAUGGACGAGAUCGAUGCUAUAGGCGGCAGGCGUUUCUCGGAGGGCACAAGCGCAGACAGAGAAAUCCAGCGCACCCUCAUGGAGCUCCUGAACCAGAUGGACGGGUUCGACUCCCUGGGGCAGGUGAAGAUCAUCAUGGCCACCAACCGGCCCGACACCCUCGACCCCGCGCUACUGCGCCCUGGCAGGCUGGACAGGAAGAUCGAGAUACCACUGCCCAACGAGCAGGCCAGGUUAGAAAUUCUGAAGAUCCACGCAGCCCCCAUAGCCAAACACGGCGAGAUGGAUUACGAAGCGGUGGUCAAACUGUCGGACACGUUCAACGGAGCUGAUCUCCGUAACGUGUGCACGGAGGCUGGACUGUUCGCUAUCCGAGCUGAGAGGGAAUAUAUUAUACAGGAGGAUCUAAUGAAGGCUGUCCGCAAGGUGGCGGAUAACAAGAAACUCGAGAGCAAGUUGGACUACAAGCCCGUCUAAACAUUUACAUUAUUCAAUAUUUAAAUUACAAAUUAAACAUACUAAUACUUCAUACUAACUAUAAUUGGACACUUGGACAGCCCACUUUGUUAUUGUCCCACUGCUGGGCACAGACCUCCGUUCAAUCAACCGGAGGGGGUAUGGAGCAUACUCCACCACGCUGCUCCACUGCGGGUUACAUUCAAAUAGUUUCCCUUCACCAUUGAUGUGAACUUAGGCUCUAGACAGACGGACCCCAUUUCAACUGCAAUCCAACCGCAAAUUGCAGUUCAGGUGCAGUUUGAAUGCAGUUGACACGACUGCAAUAGAACUGCAAACCAACUGUGCAACACGACUGCAAUUGAACUGCAAUCGAACUGCCCGUUUGGUUUGCAGUUCUAUUGCAGUCGCGUCAACUGCAUUCAAACUGCAUCGGAACUGCAAUUUGGCAGUCGGAUUGCAGUUGAAAUGCGGUCCGUCAGUCUAGAGCCUUAGGAUUAAAAUAAUAGAACAAUAUUGUAACUCCGAGUUAUAAUAUUGGCUACUAGAGUUUAAAAAAUUAUAAUGGCCCCGAUUCCUGCUGACACGUCUUUAAUUUUAUUUUAAGUUAUACCUGUCGUGUCGAAAAGAAAAGGGACGGAUGAUUGACAAUUGUUAAUUUUAAAAUGAAUGAAUAACCCGGGCGAUUAAAAUAGGCAUCGCGCUCUUAUGCAACCCGUUUGAUGUGUGCUGUCAACUUAAUUCUGUCGGGUUAUCGGCCACUGCAGAAUUUUGGAAGGGCUUUUUAAAUUUCUGCCUAAUAUUGACGUGUGUUCCGUAAAUUUUAUGCCUGUCGAUUACCCGUCCCUUUCUUUGUCAGCGGAUAAGAAAAUAACAGGUAUAACUUAAAAUAAAAUUAGAUUGUGUAUACAGUCAUGAGCAAUAUAAUGUACCCACUUUAGGACUCUGUCGCACUAACAUAUUUGACAUUUAGUGAGACUUACAGUUCAGUUUGUCAAAAAAGUUAAUGUGACAUGGUACCAAAGUGUAUACAUAUUAAUGCUCGUGACCGUACUGGAAUAUUGUCCUUUACGGCGUUUGUCUGUAAAAAUGUCUAUGUAUGUAUUGUAUGAAAUAAAAUACUGUACUUUUUAGGUUAAAUAAAAAACUGGAUUUUUUAAAAA
Pectinophora gossypiella (pink bollworm) is the source of this 2406-nucleotide messenger RNA. RefSeq names its product 26S proteasome regulatory subunit 10B (gene Rpt4). Gene Ontology annotation, cellular component: cytosolic proteasome complex; proteasome regulatory particle, base subcomplex. Gene Ontology annotation, molecular function: ATP hydrolysis activity; ATP binding; proteasome-activating activity. The transcript is spliced from 9 exons. NCBI's taxonomy places the organism in Eukaryota, Metazoa, Arthropoda, Insecta, Lepidoptera, Gelechiidae. Bases 74 to 1264 code for a protein of 396 amino acids. The record is from RefSeq and is a predicted model, not a curated record. Gene Ontology annotation, biological process: positive regulation of RNA polymerase II transcription preinitiation complex assembly.